Messenger RNA from Amoebophrya sp. A120, 382 nucleotides. NCBI's taxonomy places the organism in Eukaryota, Dinophyceae, Syndiniales, Amoebophryaceae. The record is from the annotation of a GenBank genome assembly.
GUCGUCUUCCGGUGGACGAGCACCAGGUCCUGGGGCUGACAGCACGAGUGGUUUGGGAACGACAUCAAAUGGUCUUCACCCCACGCCUCUCGUAGGGUAUAACACCUACAUUCCGGUUUACGAUUUAGUCCUUGACCACGACACAAAUUCUCUCGGGCAUGUCCAGUGGUUCAAUUUCGCUUGUCGCGGCUUCAAGCGGGCCCAGACGAUCCGGUUCCGGAUCAUCAACGCAUGCAAGGGGGCUAGUCUCUUCCAGAUGGGGAUGCGACCGCUAGUGUGGAGCGAAACGCACGCAAUGAAGAUGUUCGCGGCGGGGGAUAAUAGAGGAUCUUCGAAUUCAUCGGGUAGUAGUAGUGGUUCUUGUACUGGCGCGAAGCAGGAA